AUGGCGCCCCCACCCUCCCCCCAAGAUCCCACCCACCUGCGCCUCCCGUCGAUAACUUCGCCCACUGGAUCCGUCCAUACCCCCUUUCCCCCCUCCCCCGCCAGGUCCCCCUUCCCGCGCCUCACCGGCAACACCUUCGAGGCGCAGGAGCCCCUCAAGCGCGCCCCCAGCGGCCCCGCCCCCGACUUCUCCGACCUCUACUUCUCCGAGCUGCUGUCGUACAGCCUGGAGCGCUUGAACAAAGAGCCGGAGCUGCUGCAGGAGGACAGGGAACGGGUCAAGCGGCAGGUGACCGAGUCCGCCGUGGAGCACUACGCGGCUUUCAUCGAGGCCACCAGGUCACUGGGCACCAUCCACGACGAGCUGACCACCUUUGAGGGCACCCUGGAGGCCCUGGGCGCCAGCCUGCCCAAGUUCUCGGGCGCCUGCGAGGGCUUCAGGGUGUCCGUGCGGGACGUCAUGGGCCGCAGGGCGGAGAACCAGCAGCUGCUGGGCCAGCAGCACGCCGUGCUGGGCCUGCUGGAGGUGCCGCAGCUGAUGGACGCCUGUGUGCGCAACGGGAAUUAUGACGAGGCGCUGGACUUCCAGGCGUUCAUGAACCGUUUGGGCGCCCUGCACGGGAACAUGGCCGUCGUCAAGGACCUGGUGGAGGAGGUGCAGGGCGUAACCAACCUGAUGCUCAGGCAGCUGGUGCAAAAAUUGAAGUCCAGCAUCCAGCUGCCGGAGUGUUUGAGUGUGAUCGGGUACCUGAGGCGACUGGGGCUGUUCACUGAGCGCGAGCUGAGGCUGUGCUUCCUGGGCUGCCGCGAGGAGUGGAUAGGCGGCCUGGUGGCCGACCUGGAUGACGGCAACCCCUAUGAGUACCUGAAGCGAGUAACGGACGUCCACCGGCUGCACUUGUUCGAUGUAGUGAUGCAGUACUGGGCUGUGUUCUCCACCGAGGGGGCUGACGGGUCGAAGGGGGUGGGCGAGUGUGGGCUCCUGUCCAGCUGGGCGCUGCACCGUGUGGUGCUGCUGUUGGAAUCUCUGAAGACCUUCCUGCCGCAGGUCUCGGAGGGAUCAAACGUGGCGUCCCUCCUGGAGCACUGCAUGUACUGCGGCAUGUCUCUCGGUCGUGUUGGGCUGGAUUUUAGGGGCCUGUUGGCUUCGGUGUUUGAGCCCUGCAUGCUGGAUAUAUUUUCCAGCAGGCUGGUUGCUGCAGUGGACAGUUUUGGGUCCCUGCUGGAGUCCCACAAGUGGGUGGCCAUGCCAGCCAUGACUUCUGGACAAGAUCAGAACCAGGGGGGCAGCGACACUGGCGAGGGCGGCAAAGACGGCAGGCCACCUCAUGCACUGCUGGAGCACCUCCCCAUUGCGACGUUCGUCAAUGGCAUGCUGGCAGCAUUGAACGAACUGCGGCACUGUGCGCCAGUUGCUUUAAUGCAGCCAGUUGCGAAAUUAAUGCAAGACUCUCUGGAAAGUGUGGCUUUGCGUCUGGCACACUACAAGGUCACACAUGGCCUAAAUGCCUCGCAGGGGGCAGUGUUUCACUCAGCUUGCGAAAGCCUGGCUGAUGUGGCCGCUCCCUACUUGGCUGAUUGCCUCAAUCGCGUGUAUGAUGGGGCAGGGAAGAUGAUGGACAUCACAUCAGCUGUGGAGCCACUGAAGGAUGCAACGGUGGGGUGA
Messenger RNA from Ostreobium quekettii, 1665 nucleotides. The record is from the annotation of a GenBank genome assembly. Lineage: Eukaryota; Viridiplantae; Chlorophyta; Ulvophyceae; Bryopsidales; Ostreobiaceae.